AUGGCUGAACUGCGGGAAUUGGUGGGUUCUCUCGCCAGUUCUAGUGCUAAAAAAUUUAACACUAUAGAGCAGUUCAUGGAAAAGGCCUCGGGUAAGUUCCUGGCUCUUGAAGCUGGCCAGAGGAACACACAGGCUGUCUUGCAGGAUAUCCAAACCCAGCUGGGGAGUGUGGCUCAAGCAGUGGCACAAAGGGCUCCUGGUACUUUGCCCGGUCAGACCAUCCCUCACCCUCAGAACCCGAAUGAGCACUGCAAUGCCAUCAUAACUAGGAGUGGCAAGAUGACUGUUGAUCCACCUGCUCGGGCACAAGAGAGAGAGGCCCCUGUCCCGGCAUCUCCAGCAGCUGAAGAAGAAGUAGAGAAGGAGGUUGAGGUGCCUGCACCUAAACCGCAACCAGUAGUGAAGGAUUAUAUCCCUAAACCUCCCUUCCCUACUCGGUUGCACAAAGACAGGCUGGAGGCAGAGUUCGAGAACUUCAUGGCCAUGCUUAGGAAGCUGAAUGUUCAAGUACCUUUCCUGGAGGCACUAUAUCAAAUGCCUAAGUAUGCGAAGUUCCUGAAGGAUCUUCUCAAAGAAGCAGAAGCUGAGCGAGCUGGCCAUUGUGGAGCUCAGCGAGGAGUGCUCGGCCAUUCUGCAGAACAAGCUUCCGCAUAA
Linum trigynum is the source of this 654-nucleotide messenger RNA. Lineage: Eukaryota; Viridiplantae; Streptophyta; Magnoliopsida; Malpighiales; Linaceae. The record is from the annotation of a GenBank genome assembly.